AUGGGACACCUUAUUACUGUUGCUACCUGUUCGCUUAAUCAGUGGGCGCUGGAUUUCGAAGGCAAUCUUCAGCGCAUUCUCGAGAGUAUCCGCAUCGCGAAAGAGAGAGGCGCUAAACUUCGCGUGGGUCCGGAACUUGAAGUCACAGGCUAUGGUUGCCAAGACCACUUUUUGGAAGGUGACACCUAUCUUCACGCUUGGGAAGUUCUUGCUGCUAUUAUUACAAGCGAGGAAGCCAAGGAUAUGAUUCUGGAUAUUGGCAUGCCCGUCAUGCACAAGACUGUAAAGUACAAUUGUCGUGUCAUCAUUGCGAAUGGCCGUAUCGUUAUGAUUCGACCGAAAAUGUUCUUGGCCAACGAUGGCAACUAUCGUGAAAUGCGAUUUUUUACACCGUGGAUGCAACACAAGGUAGAAGAAUACUACCUGCCGCGCAUGAUUCAACGUUUGACCCAGCAAGAAACUGUCCCUUUUGGUGAUGCCGUUAUCAGCACGAGGGACACAUGCAUUGGUUGUGAAACAUGUGAAGAGCUGUUUACUCCCCAGAGUCCUCAUAUUGGUAUGGGCUUGGAUGGCGUCGAGAUCUUCACCAAUAGCAGUGGUAGUCACCAUGAACUUCGCAAAUUAAACACUCGUAUUGAUCUGAUGAAGGCGGCCACACAAAAGGUGGGCGGUAUCUAUCUGUAUGCGAAUCAGCAAGGUUGCGAUGGCGAUCGAUUAUAUUACGAUGGUUGUGCCAUGAUUGUUAUGAACGGUGAAGUCGUGGCCCAGGGCUCCCAAUUUUCAUUAAAAGAUGUGGAAGUGAUUACAGCUACUGUGGAUCUUGAAGAUGUCCGUUCUUUCCGGGCGCGUAUGGCGAGCCGGGGUAUUCAGGCAGCCCAAUCGGAAGCGUACCGACGAGAAAAUGUCCCCAUGUCGUUAACCCAUCCUGACAUGGAUUCGGAUAUUUCGCUCCGUCCCACCAAAGCACGCGAGGUGUCGUACCAUACGCCCGAGGAAGAAAUCGCCUUGGGUCCCGCUUGCUGGUUGUGGGAUUACUUGCGCCGGUCCAAGACGGGCGGUUACUUUUUACCUUUGAGCGGAGGCAUUGACAGUUGUGCUACCGCCACGAUUGUUGCUUCCAUGUGCCGUCUGGUGGUCAAGGAAGCCGGCAAGGGCAACCAACAAGUCAUUGAAGAUGCUCGACGACUUGCCAAUCAAGGCGACGAUUACGUGCCCAAAGAUCCUCGUGAAUUCGCCAAUCACAUCUUUUACACAUGUUACAUGGGUACUUCAAAUUCGAGCGACGAGACGCGCAGUCGUGCCAAACAAUUAGCGGAGGUCAUUGGCAGCUAUCAUACGGACCUCAAUAUGGAUACGGUGGUGAAGUCCAUUCACUCCUUGUUUUCGUUGGUGACUGGAAAAACUCCGCAGUAUCGUGUGCACGGCGGUUCCACCACCGAGAACGUGGCAUUGCAAAAUAUCCAAGCCCGUUUGCGCAUGUUGCUUGCCUACUUGUUUGCGCAACUGUUGCCUUGGUGCCGCUCAAGACCGGGGGCCUUGCUGGUGCUUGGCAGUGCCAACGUGGAUGAAAGUUUGCGUGGUUAUCUGACAAAGUAUGACUGCAGCAGUGCAGAUGUCAACCCGAUUGGUGCUAUCAGCAAGCACGACCUGAAGCGGUUCAUUGGAUAUGCACAAAAGGAAUUCAAGAUGGAGAUCUUGGGUGAAUUUUUGAGCGCGACACCGACGGCCGAAUUGGAACCUAUUACAAAGGAUUAUACGCAAUCGGACGAAGUGGAUAUGGGUAUGAGCUACGAUGAAUUAUCUCAAUACGGUCGUCUGCGCAAAGUUGAGCGUUGCGGUCCAUUCUCGAUGUUCUCCAAACUGGUGCAUGAAUGGGGCACCAUACUUCGACCAUCCGAAGUCGCGGCCAAGGUGAAACGGUUCUUCUUUUACUACUCGAUCAAUCGUCACAAGAUGACCACCAUCACUCCAUCGUAUCACGCCGAAGCUUACAGUCCGGACGACAACCGAUUCGACUUGCGCCCGUUUUUAUACAAUGCCAGUUGGAAAUGGCAAUUCAAUCGUAUCGAUCGUGCCGCUGAAGCUUUGGAAGCCCAAAGUAAUGAUCAUGCGGCCAAUUCAGCCGAUCAAUAG
Molecule: messenger RNA, 2133 nt
Organism: Radiomyces spectabilis
Lineage: Eukaryota; Fungi; Mucoromycota; Mucoromycetes; Mucorales; Radiomycetaceae
Exons: 9
Coding region: 1-2133 (710 amino acids)
Biological process (GO): NAD+ biosynthetic process
Cellular component (GO): cytoplasm
Molecular function (GO): glutaminase activity; NAD+ synthase (glutamine-hydrolyzing) activity; ATP binding
Source: RefSeq, a predicted model, not a curated record